Messenger RNA from Pogoniulus pusillus (Red-fronted tinkerbird), 1719 nucleotides. It is a transcript of the gene WRAP73, whose product is annotated as WD repeat containing, antisense to TP73. The record is from RefSeq and is a predicted model, not a curated record. Gene Ontology annotation, molecular function: protein binding. Lineage: Eukaryota; Metazoa; Chordata; Aves; Piciformes; Lybiidae. Gene Ontology annotation, biological process: microtubule anchoring at mitotic spindle pole body. The coding region runs from base 56 to 1405 and encodes 449 amino acids. The transcript has 12 exons. Gene Ontology annotation, cellular component: microtubule organizing center; mitotic spindle; MWP complex.
CGGAGCGGGCGGGUUUGAAUGGCGGUGCCUUCGUUCUCCCCUUCCCAGCCCUGCCAUGAACUUCUCGGAGCUAUUUAAGCUCUCCGGCUUGCUCGGCCGCUUCUCUCCCGACGGUAAAUGCCUGGCGUCGUGUGUCCAGUACCGGCUGGUGGUUCGAGAUGCCAGCAGCCUCCAGAUCCUCCAGCUCUACACCUGCCUGGACCAGAUCCAGCACAUAGAGUGGUCGUCAGACUCCCUCUUCAUCCUGUGUGCCAUGUACAAGCGUGGGAUUGUGCAGGUGUGGUCCUUGGAGCAGCCAGGCUGGCACUGUAAGAUCGACGAGGGGUCGGCAGGGCUGGUGGCCUCCUGCUGGAGUCCGGAUGGGCGUCACAUUCUCAACACCACCGAGUUCCAUCUGCGGAUCACAGUCUGGUCCCUCUGCACCAAAUCUGUGUCCUACAUCAAGUACCCCAAGGCUUGCCAGCAGGGCAUCGCCUUCAGCAGGGACGGGCACUACGUGGCGGUGGCGGAGAGGAGGGACUGCAGGGACUGCAUCAGCCUCUUUGUCUGCAGCGACUGGCAGCUGCUGAGGCACUUUGACACUGACACCCAGGACCUGGCUGGCAUCGAGUGGGCUCCGAACGGCUGCGUGCUGGCAGCGUGGGAUGCAUGCCUGGAGUACAAGAUGCUGCUGUACUCCCUGGAUGGCAGGCUGCUGGCCACCUACCGCGCUUACGAGUGGUCCCUGGGCAUCAAAUCCGUGGCCUGGAGCCCCAGCAGUCAGUUCUUGGCCAUUGGCAGCUAUGAUGAAAAGGUGCGCAUCCUGAACCACGUCACUUGGAAGAAGAUCACCGAGUUCGAGCACCCAGCAGCUGUUGUGAGCACCAAAGCUGUUGUGUAUAAGGAAGUGGAGAAGUGCCCAGCUGCAGAGGCACAGAGGCUUUCCUUGGCAUCCCCGUGGGCACUGCCCAGCUCGCUGCUGGGCACGCACAGCAAGUAUGACAUCUCCCCAGUGCCAGCCUCUUUACACUGUGUCAAACCAGCUGCUGACAGGGCAAACCCCAAAAUGGGAAUUGGGAUGUUGGCAUUCAGCCCAGAUAACUGCUUCCUGGCAUCCAAAAACGAUAACAUCCCCAAUGCUGUCUGGAUCUGGGACAUUCAGAAGCUGAAGCUGUUUGCAGUCCUGGAGCAGCUGUGUCCCAUCCAAUCCUUCCAGUGGGACCCUCGCCAGCCUCGCCUGGCUGUCUGCACAGGGAACAGCAAAGUCUACCUGUGGUCCCCAGCUGGCUGUGUGGCAGUGCAGGUCCCUCUGGAAGCUGACUUCCAGAUCGUGUCCCUCUCCUGGCAUUCCAGUGGAGACUCCCUGGUGCUGCUGAGUAAGGAGAACUUCUGUGUGUGCUACUUGGAAAGGCAAGAGGUGAAGUAGCAACUGCUGCCGCUGCACACCUGCGAGCUGGGGAGGGGGCGAGGGAAGGGCUCAGACCUGCUGCCCAAGGUGGAGGGUUUGUAUUUAUGACUUAUUUAUUGGAAGGACUCCAGUGUGGGACCUGUUGGGAUGGUCUUUGUGUGGAGUGGGGAGGAGUGAGGGCUGGGUUUCAACAGCUCCUGACUUCUGCUGCAGUUGAGCUUUCUCUUGAGCUGUGCACUAUGGAGCCUCCUUUCCCAGCCUGUACAGAAUGUGGAGCUGGUUCCAUUUUCUAAGGGCCAAUAAAGGUUUUGAUAGCUACAAAUUUUAUCUGA